ACAAGUGAUAAUUUUGUGGGAGGGGCGACAGCAAACUGACCACCAAAACACGGGAUAAACUUUAUUUAUUGUGACCCUAGAACAACAUUGAUCGUUACAUAUAGUUUUUUAUACUAACGACCACAAGACUGACGUUCCACAAUGGAAGCGCUAAAGAGAUUUAAGAAGAAAACGAAGGAUGCAGUUGAGGCUGGUAGAUCAUCAGGCAACACUUCUCAACAGUCUCGUCCAGUGGCUGCAGCAGGGGAACAAGAGGGCUUUAUUUGUCCAGUGUGUAUGUCCACACUGUCGUCACCAGAGAAGCUUCAAAUGCAUUGGGAGUCCGACCAUAACGCUCCCACUCCUCAGGAGAGUCUCGGUACACCUACACCACCUAAGGUUGAAUCCCCAGCGAGCCAUUCAUCAAAGAACAGGGAUGGUGACGUAUUGGCAUUGAGACAAGAAUUAGAAGAUCUACGGGUGUCACUAAAGGAGGAAAAGUGGUAUUCAGAAGAAUUGAAAAAAGAAGUUGACAAGCUUCAGAAUGGCCAGCCACCAUCGGAAGGAGGUGAUGAAAAUCGAAAACGAGGAGAAGAAGAUAGAUCUCUGUUGUCUUCUGAAGUGAUCUUACUCCGUCAACAACUAACUGAAGCAAUGGAGAAUGCCAAUGCUUACAAGACUGUCAAAGAUUCCAUGGAGCAAAAGGCUGCCUCUCUGGCAACGGAGAUGGUGACCCUAAAGUCUAAGCUUGAUGAAGAGUGUGAUAUUCACAACAGCUUAAAGGAAGCCAUGAAACAAACUCAGGUAUCUGCUGAAAUUGAGUUGCAGGAUCGAGAUUCAAGAAUGAAAGCCUUGCAGUCACAGCUACUCCAGAGGCCUGGUGCAGAUGAUGUAAUGGUUCUAAAGAAGGAACUAGUGUCUGUCCAGAUGUUAAUGGAUGAAGUGUCACUCGCUAGCGAAGCUGAAAUGAAAGAAGUCAAGAAACAAUACCAGGAACUGCAGACUAAAUACCAGCUAUCGGAAUCCACUAUUUUGCAACUCCAGAAUGAUUUACAAGCAGCGCCAAGCAAAGUGGAACUUGAAAGAUUACAAGCAUCAAUUAGUGAUAGCAGUAGCGGAUGUGAAACGCUGAAAGAAGAGUUCCAGUUGAAGACUCAGGAAAACAUGACGCUAUCCAAGCAGCUUAGUGAGGUUCGAAGUCAAUUGAAACAUCAAGAGUCAGCGUGUAGUAAGUUGCAGCAAGAAUUAGACUACACAAAGCAGCAACAGCAGCAACAAGCAGCUACUAAAGAUAGUCAGAAUACAGAACUUCAGGAUCAACUCAAUAAGUUGACUGUCUUACAAGAAGACAAAGAGGCUGAGCUUGUUCGACUUCAGAAACAGUUGGUGACAAACAGAGAGGCUGCCGAGAGUCAGCAUCGACAGUUAGAACUCCAAGUAGCAGAUGCACAACUUCAACUUGCCAAGACCGAAGGGAAUGUUGGUCAGAAAGACUCCCAAGUCAGCGACCUACAGUUACAGCUAGACAUGUUGCAGCAGCAGUAUGCCCAAGAGAGCGUUAGUAAUGAUGAACUACGAGCACAGAUACAGGAGAAGCAGUCUCAGAUAGAGGAACAACAACGCCAACUUGCUGACCGGCAAGACAAGAACGCUGAACUUGAAGAGUCCCUUCAGAAGCAAAAAGAUGACACAGAGAGACUGGAAGGUGAGAGAACAGACCUUAUGGCCAAGAUUGAAGCUGGGGAGGGUGCAUCAACAGCCAUACAACAACUCAAGCAAGAAAAUGAAAGUCUCCAGAACCAGCUGUCCUCUCUCCAGCUCAACAAAGACAAACAAACUGAAGAACACAAGUCGGCAGUGGAGGAACUUCAUAAGCAACUCCAACAGGGUAAACUUCAGUCAACUAAUAUCACCAAACAAAAUGAAAGAUCUGAGAGUAACUUGAAGGACGCGAGGACUAAACUGGCUGCUUCACAGGAGAGACUGGCUAGUCUUGAAGCGGAGCUCAAAACCAAGGAGGAGGUAAUCCUUGCUAUGGAGUCAUCUAUGGCCACCCAGCGUACAGAUCUUGAGAGCCAUCUUAGAACAACCCAAGCUGGGCUGGAGGAUAAAUCACAAGAACUUAACAAGGCACAAGAGCAACUGCAAAAGGUCCAAAGUGAUUUAUCAACCACCAAAGAGCAACUGUCUCAGUUAGACGUCAAAAGUGUAUCCCUUCAGGAACAGCUGACAACAUCAAAACAUCAAUAUUCAUUGCUUCAAAAUGAUCUACAAGACAAGAUAAGCCAGUUGGGUCUGUUGGAGGCCAGCAAGAAAGAAUCAGAAACUCAUCUUACUGGUCAAGUUCAAUCCUUGCAAGACAAGCUUAAUGCUAAAGAAGAGACACUGAAGAAGGUGUCACUUGAUUAUCAACAGACAAAAGAACAGAAUGCGUCAGCAGUCAAAAGUCUACAAGAUAAUCUAGAAUCCACCAGGAGUAGUCUUGAAGAAACCAAGUCUCAGAUGCAACAGAAGGUCCAAAGCAUUGAGAAACAGAGGGAUACCUUCCAAGAAUCUUUAUCUGCUACACAAGAAAGCCUUCUCGGAAAAGAGAAAGAGUUGACUCAACUACAAAAACAGAAGAGUGAUGUUAUGGUACAAGCUGCAGAGCAUGUUGAGAAACUAUCAGCUGAUCUUCAGAAUACACAAUUGGAUCUGAACCAAACCAAGGCUAGCUUAGCAGAAAGGAUACAGACUGAGAAGGAGCAAGCGGAAUGCAUCAAGAAUCUUGAAGAAGAGAAGACUAAGAUACAAGAUGAGUUUAGUGUGGAGCAAGAUGUUGUCGCUACACUGCAGACUCAGAUCACAGAUCAGGAAAAGCAAAUAGCUCAAAAGGAUGAUCAAUGUCAGAAGUUAGAGAAGCAACUCGAAGGCAAAGAAGAGCAACAAAAGGGAUUACAAAGGAAGAUAGAGGUUUUGGAGCAGGAAGUUGCCAAAUCAUGUGACCAGUGUCGUAAUUACGAAACACAAGUUGUCAAACUACAAGCUCAAGUCAAGGAUGGACAAGAGAAGAGUGAAGCUCUCCAUACAGAGUUGGAAAAUCUUCACCUCACUUUGAGCAAGACUGAAGAGGAGUUAGACAAAGUGAAAGGAAGUGAAGCAUCGUUAAUGAGCAGUGUAGAAGGACUACAAGAAGUGAAAGUGGUGCUUGAUGCUCGAGUAGCUGAGCUUGACCAGGAACUGAAGGCGGAGGCAGAUAGAUAUCGUUCACUGAAACAAGAUGAGGCCUUGAAGAAAGCAGAAUUUGAGAAGUUAGAAACCUUGAAGGGUGAGAUUGAGGAAUCCAAUGCUUCACUGACCGACCAAGUGACUGAAUUACACACAGCAUUAAAACAAGAAAAAGAGGACAGUGCAAAGGAACAAGCUGCAGUUCAGGAGGCCAAGCAACUCCUGAUUAAACAGAAGUUAGACUUGCAGUCACAACUCAUGGAUAAAGAGACAGCAUUAAACAAAGCUGAAGCCGAGCAUGCAGAAACUAAAGAAGUGGCUCAUAAAGUACAGACAAUGCUCAGAGAUGAGUCUGCAGCACUGCAGAAUAAAUUGGCUUCUGAGGAACAAGCCAAAGCUGACCUGCAGAACCAGAAAGAAGACAUCGAGCAACGCUCCAAUUUGCAACUCUGCGCUCUGAAUGAAAACCUGAGUACGAUACGUAGUGAUCUGGUUCAAUCCGAUACUAGAAGACAGGAACUGGAGAAAGUUGUGGAUGAACUCAGAGGAGAGAUUGCAGUGCUGGAAGCUACCAUUCAAAAUAAUCAAGAUGAAAGGAGAACGCUUCUUGAAAGAUGUCUAGCUAGCGAGGGAGAUGCUGAGAAACUGCAAACCAAGGUGGUACAGCUCAAACGCAAACUAGAGGACGCUCAAGCUGCCAUGCAUGAACUCGGACGAGAGAACCAGAACUUACAGAUAGUUCAGUCCAGACAGAUGACUCGCAAGUGGGCUGAUGAUCAAGAGGUCAAGAACUGCAUGGGAUGUGAAAAGGCUUUCUCUGUGACUGUCAGGAGGCAUCACUGUCGUCAGUGUGGAAACAUCUUCUGCAACGAGUGUUCAGCUAAAUCUGCAACCAUUGCAUCAUCUAAAAAGCCUGUCCGUGUCUGUGAUGGCUGCUACACUGAGCUCUUGACAUAAUGGAAGGACGGACACCAGACCCAGUAUCUUGUGGAACUCAUUGCCCCAUUAGGUUUUUGAGUCGCCAACCUGGGUUAUCUUCAAGAACAGUCAAAGGAAUUAACCACCCAGUCAUAAA
Messenger RNA from Asterias rubens (European starfish), 4261 nucleotides. Its product is annotated as early endosome antigen 1-like. Gene Ontology annotation, cellular component: early endosome. The coding region runs from base 142 to 4143 and encodes 1333 amino acids. The transcript has 38 exons. Gene Ontology annotation, biological process: endocytosis. Gene Ontology annotation, molecular function: metal ion binding; 1-phosphatidylinositol binding. The record is from RefSeq and is a predicted model, not a curated record. Lineage: Eukaryota; Metazoa; Echinodermata; Asteroidea; Forcipulatida; Asteriidae.